AUGCACAUCGCGGAAAUGGUUGCUCUGUUGCGUCCGCGGGAAGAAGGCCCCAUCGGCCUGCACAUGGCGUGGCUUGCCCUGCCUGAAUCGGAGGUCCCCGCCAAAGCAGACCACGAGGAGAAACAAUUCUUCCUGUCCGCUGCUAUGAGCAAGGAGCCGAGGGGCGAGGGGCGCCGCCGCUUCUCCCAUCUGGCCUCCGAGAAGGGCGGCCUGCACCGCGUCGUUCUGGACGCGGAGACUGCCAGUAGGGGCAGUGGGGAGGAACCCGAGUACCUCCCAUGCGCCCCGCCGAGGUCGUUGAGAUGA
Messenger RNA from Prorocentrum cordatum, 306 nucleotides. NCBI's taxonomy places the organism in Eukaryota, Dinophyceae, Prorocentrales, Prorocentraceae. The record is from the annotation of a GenBank genome assembly.